AUGUCGCGGAAAGCCCAGGACUUGGUGCAUGAUGAGAGCUCAUCGGAAAGUGAGGAUGAAUUCUCCGCUUUUGAAGAUGAGGACACUCCAGUGAAUUCCACCGAUCAGAUGGAUGUCGAUGAUGCCGACUCAGACGAGGACGAACUCGAGCGACUCGUUCUCGGAAACAAAGCAGGUUUCCGGGAGAAUCUCUUCAGAAAUGCAGCAGACUCGGAUGAAGAUGAGGCCCUGAGGGGUCUGAGACUGGAUGGUGACGGACAAGCACCUGGAACCACCGGCCACGAGGACCUGGAUGACUCGGCCCUUUUCAUGUUCGAUACUGGCUCGGCGCCUGCCGAUGGGAAGCAGCUCACCGAAACGGUCAAGCAUGUGGCUAGGGACGACGUACCUCAGCCUGCUUGGGUCGACAGCGACGACGAGAGGCUAGCCGUCUCACUCGCCGGUGUCAAGCAGCUGCGGAAGCUGCGGGAGUCCGAGGCUGAUGACCUGGUCAACGGGACAGAGUAUACCAGGCGCCUGCGGCAGUACUACCUACGGCUCAACCCGCUUCCAUCAUGGGCCAAGGAUUCUUCAGAGCGCAAGACGAAGAGGCGGCGGAGAUCAUCUGCUGCCUCGUCGGGCUCAGGUUCGUCGUCGGGUUCUGAACUCAGCGGUGACGAGGAGGACAUCGCCGCCCUGCCACUGGAGCGGUUCCUUCGCGAUGCGGGCGCUCUCCAGGGCGAGGGCGGGAGGAGGAAGAAGCGCAAGCUCCGGCCCGAAGUCAUCGACAUCCAGCGCACGCGCGACAUCCCCGACGCGCACAAGGGCCCCGUCGAGUCAAUCUCCUUCCACCCUCAGCAUCCGGUCCUCCUUUCCUCGUCAAAAUCAUCAAUCCUGUAUCUCCACCACAUCGACCCCAGCGCACACCCCACGCCAAACCCACAACUCACUUCCGUGCAAGUCAAAUCCGUGCCCAUCCGGCGCUCCGCGUUUCUGCAUCCCGACGGCGGCGAGAUCAUCUUCGCAGGGCGGCGGCGGUUCUUCCACAGCUGGAACCUGUCUACGGGCCUCGUCAAGAAGGUCACCAAGAUCCAAGGCCACCAGGAAGAGCAGAAGACCAUGGAGAGGUUCCGGCUCAGCCCCGACGGGAAGCACAUGGGCCUCAUCGCGACGAGUCGGAAGGGCGGUGGCAUGCUGAACAUUGUCAGCGUGAGCAGCAUGCAGUGGGUUGCGCAGGCGAGGCUGGAUAGCCGUGGUGGUAUCGCGGACUUCGCCUGGUGGAGGGAUGGCCAGGGAAUUACCAUCCUCGGCAGGGACGGCCAGGUUGCCGAGUGGUCGCUCGCGACAAGGCGGACGCUGGGCAUCUGGAGGGACGAGGGCUCUAUCGGUGGCACGGUGAUGGCCCUGGGCGGACGCGAUGGCCCGCAGGGAGUCGGCGGGGACAGGUGGGUCGCUCUGGGCUCGACCAGCGGCGUGUUGAACAUCUACGACCGGAGCGAGCUCAUCUCCAAGGCUCAAGGGGACGCCAUCGAGAUCAAGCCUCUGCCGACGCCCACGCGCAGCUUCGAGCAGCUGACCACGCCGAUAACGGUUACCACGUUCAGUCCGGAUGGGCAGCUGCUCGCGUUUUCCAGCCAGCACAAAAAGGAUGCGUUCAAGCUCGUGCACCUCCCGAGCUGCACGGUCUACAGGAAUUGGCCGACUGAGCAAACGCCCAUGGGCAGGGUCACGGCGGUCACAUUCGGGAAGUCGAAGGACACUGAUGUGCUGGCAGUAGGCAACGACGUUGGCAAGAUCAGGAUGUGGGAGAUCAGGAAUUAG
Diaporthe citri is the source of this 1800-nucleotide messenger RNA. RefSeq lists its product as uncharacterized. Gene Ontology annotation, cellular component: Pwp2p-containing subcomplex of 90S preribosome; small-subunit processome. The transcript has a single exon. Gene Ontology annotation, molecular function: protein binding. Gene Ontology annotation, biological process: rRNA processing. The record is from RefSeq and is a predicted model, not a curated record. NCBI's taxonomy places the organism in Eukaryota, Fungi, Ascomycota, Sordariomycetes, Diaporthales, Diaporthaceae. Bases 1 to 1800 code for a protein of 599 amino acids.